Molecule: messenger RNA, 1602 nt
Organism: Oikopleura dioica
Lineage: Eukaryota; Metazoa; Chordata; Appendicularia; Copelata; Oikopleuridae
Source: the annotation of a GenBank genome assembly
AUGCGAUGUGAAUACAAGUGCGCCAUCAACUACGGUUCUCCCGUCUGCGUCUGUCCAAAAGGCUACCAAUUGACAGGCUACAGCUGUCGAGAUAUCAACGAGUGUCUCAGCAGCUCUUCAAAUGCUUGUGAAAGCUACCAGAGUUGUAUCAACACUGAAGGGGGUUAUUACUGUAAGGACGAUCUCAACGAAAAAUGCACUGCUGCGGAGGGUGAAUGUGGUGCAGCUGCUCAAACAAAUAUUGCCGGAAAAUAUUUUUCCUCAGAAAAUGGAUUUGAAUUUCCCUGGCUGGUCGUUAUUUCCGGCCAAGUUGAAAGAAAACUUGUUUCGUGUCUUGGAGCAGCAAUUAGUGAUGGCUCGUAUGUAAUCGCCGAUCUUGCUUGUACUGGAAACAUGAAGACAACUAGUAUGAGCGUUUAUCGACUUAGCGACAAUAAACGACUCUAUGUUUCGUUUGCUUACAAUAGCCAAGAGUUUGAUGUUUUUCUUGUAAAACUUACUCAACCAAUUCCAGGAAUGCCGUCUUGUAUGCCAGAAGGAGAAAAUUUCAAUCAGUUCAACCAGUGUGUCAGCGUUCAGUUGGACAACAAGCAAUCCUUCAAAAUGAAUUCUGAAUAUCUGAUGAGCUCUCAGACAAGCUGCGACACCCUCGCUCGAAAGUUCACACAGCUAUUCUACAAGCAACUUCCUGGAGCGAUUUGUUCAGGAGAUUCAGAUGUUGACAGUACUUGUUCAAUUUCCAAGUCUCAAUCUGCCUUGUUCUGCAAAAGAUGUGACUCCUGCUCAUGGUCUCUUGCUGGCUUCGGGAAAUUUACUGGAACAUGUUCUGGAUCAAAAUUCGUCAGUGGCUUUUCUUCCGUUGAAAUUGCCGAGAAAUGGAUCCGGUCUUUCACACCAUAUGACUACUCUCAUCGACAGAAAAAGUGCUCUCUCGAUCAUUGCUGCGAAAAAUUUAGCAUCGAGGGAAAAGUCUUCCAGAAACAAGCAGGCAGCUAUUACAAAACUAGUGCCAGCGAGUUUCUUUUCAAUUUGAAAGGUGUUUGGGCGAAUGGGAUGUCUCUUUCUGGGCUUUCGCAAAGCUCAUAUUGUCCUGAAGACGCCGCUUGGAUAAAUCCUUUCGGCAAGAAAAAAUUUACUUCCAAAGCAACAUGCCAAGCUGGUCAAAAAUAUUCGCUCUGGUCAGAAUGGUCUAGCUGUGAUUGCAAAUAUGGCGCGAUCGGAAGACAGCGAACCUGCCAAAAAUUAGGAACCUGUGCCGAAGAACGACUGUUUGAGCUCAAGAAAGAAUCCAUAGAGUCUUGCAAAUCUCUAAAUUGUCCGAAAUGUUGCAAUGCGAUCAAAUUUAAUGUCCCAAAUAUAAAGUUGACGGACGCCAUCCGCCCUCGAACUGAAAGUCUCACUUUCCAUCUCACCAAAGAUCUACAGCAAAGUCGCCCUAUUUAUAAAACAUCAGAUGGAAAAUAUUUCCUAACAUAUACAACUGGCUUCUGGGUAGUUACCAACAAAAUAGGAAGUUUUGAUUUUUUCUAUUUCAUCGAAGACUCUGCUUUUGUCCAACUGAUGUGCGAACAGGUGGAUGGGAGAUUAUGGGCGCUGGAAUGA